This is a messenger RNA of Williopsis jadinii, 1662 nucleotides long. RefSeq names its product mitogen-activated protein kinase SMK1 (gene SMK1). Gene Ontology annotation, cellular component: cytoplasm; nucleus. The transcript has a single exon. Gene Ontology annotation, molecular function: protein serine/threonine kinase activity; ATP binding. Gene Ontology annotation, biological process: intracellular signal transduction; protein phosphorylation. The record is from RefSeq and is a predicted model, not a curated record. NCBI's taxonomy places the organism in Eukaryota, Fungi, Ascomycota, Saccharomycetes, Phaffomycetales, Wickerhamomycetaceae. Bases 321 to 1562 code for a protein of 413 amino acids.
UGUAAAGGCAGACGACGCGGUGUUGCUGCGAUGUUGUUGCCAUGUGCGGUGUUUAGCUGUACCGUAUUUAUAUUAUUGAACAGUGUAUUUAAACCGUGACACCGCUGUUUUUUCCCCUACGUUGAACUAAGUGAGCUUUUGUCAAAGGCUCAGUGAAAUUGUCUUUCGCAAUCCGUGCGCACUGUGAUUGGUUGGUUCAGUUUUGUGUCAAAGUGCACAAUGACACCGUUGGACAGCAUUGAGGGCAUACCGUGCACCAGCUAUUUGCCCUUCAAGAUGAGGUUCAAAGUGUAGUGGUUAAAGAGAAAGGCACUGUAGCGAUGGCACACGUUAUAUCUUCAUAUUCACAUAUUCAGCCACCAAACAAUGCCCUUGGAGGCUCCUCGAACCAUAACAGGUCACAGCAAGAACGACAACUACACCAGCUCAAGAAAUACCAAAACACGCUGCUAUAUCAAAAGAACAGCAAACCUGGAUAUGUUAUCUCUGAUAAGGGGGAUUUCUACGUCAAUUCGAGGUACCAGAUUCAAAAUGUCUUAGGGAAGGGCUCCUAUGGUGUUGUGUGCUCUGCAGUGGAUACAAAAACUCCUGCGAAGGAGGUCCCAUUGGCGAUUAAAAAGGUUUCAAGGAUCUUUGAGAAGGAAGUUUUGUUGAAGAGGGCUGUCAGGGAGUUGAAGUUGAUGAGAUUCUUCAAGGGCCAUCGGAACAUCAUCAACCUCAUCGACUUGGAUAUCGUUUACAGCGCACCGUACGACGGGCUCUACUGUUUCCAAGAGUUGGCAAGUUAUGACUUGUCAAAAGUUAUCCAUUCAUCCACGCAAUUCUCAGAAUUUCACAUCCAGAGCUUCCUCUAUCAGAUCUUGUGUGGGUUGAAGUAUAUCCAUUCUGCAGAUGUGGUCCAUAGAGACUUGAAACCUGGGAACAUCUUGGUGACAAUGCAGGGGACUUUAAAGAUCUGCGAUUUUGGCCUAGCUCGUGGAAUAUCACCAAAGUUUAUGGGCUCAAAAUCUCAGGCAAUAACAAAUUACGUUGCCACUAGGUGGUAUAGAGCUCCAGAGCUCCUCUUGAGCAGAAGAAACUAUUCCAAACUGGUUGAUCUCUGGUCAGUUGGAUGUAUACUUGGUGAACUAUACGGUAGAAAGCCCCUCUUCAUGGGUAAUGAUCAAAUCCAUCAAUCCACAGAGAUAUUGAAAGUCUUGGGCACACCAUCUAGGGAAAUAAUUUUAAGAUAUGGUAGUAGUGCAGCGUGGAAUUUGUUCAGUCCACCAAGCCCACAAUUCCAGCCAAUGGCAUGGAGUGAUGUUUAUCCAUUUGCAUCAGAGAAUGCUCAUGACCUCAUGUCUAAAUUGAUUUGUUGGGAUUCCAACGAGAGGUAUAAUGUUCAUGAACUGAUUUCACAUAGGUUCUUGAGAAUGGUAAGGGACCCAUCAGAUGAGCCAAUCACACCCCAAGUUUUCGAUUUCCAGUUUGAGAACACUGCAAAGACCUUUAAUGACUACAAGAUCUUAAUUCACGAAGAAGUUGAACUGUUUAAACAAGCGAGAUUGGGGUCUCUCAGCUAACAAAGGUAACUAGUUCUACUUAUCUAGAAAGUUUUUUGGGAAAGGGCAACAAAAUAUAAACACAUGCAACCAUAGCAAUAAAAAUCCAAACACCAACGCC